This is a messenger RNA of Oppiella nova, 1305 nucleotides long. The record is from the annotation of a GenBank genome assembly. NCBI's taxonomy places the organism in Eukaryota, Metazoa, Arthropoda, Arachnida, Sarcoptiformes, Oppiidae.
UCGAUUCCGGUCUUCACGUUCCCGGCGAAGGAUGACCGGCGACACCGCCCGAAGACCCCCACCUCUCACCACAACCCAGUGGUCGUGUGUCCGGAGAUCAAGAUAUCUCCGGCCGAGUCCUACGAAAGAGUGGACAGUUAUGUCUCGUCGCUCGUCGAGGACGAGGGCAUUGAAUGCGAACUCGAUUUCAUAAAACGGGAAUCGAAACAAUCGCUGAGAAACGUGCCGAAGAGCAGCAGUUAUAUGUCGUUUGAGAUGCACUCCCGGCCCGACCCCUCAUUCGGGAGGACUGGGAGCCGACACGAGCUCCGGGAGUCCGGCACCGGCGCUAAGAAACUGAGAAAAAAGCUAAUCUCAUCGCCGACUCACUCGCUCGAAGACUUCACGACAGAGACGACGAGUCGGAGGUCGGGGACUGGCCAUAGCCUACGGGCGCCCAAAAUCAGGCGCAACCCCUCGUGGCCAGCGGUCAUGAUAUCACCGAACAGUACCUCCUCUUCGGAAUACGAAGAGAAUCGGAGCCUAAAGCAGACGACGAGCGGCCAAAAGUCGGCCAAAAAGUCCACGUAUUUGACGACAAAAGUGAAAAAACUGCACAAAAGGCGACUUAAGUCACGGUCGAGACCGCAGCUCGAGAGCAGCCUAUCGGUGAACAGCUGUCCCAUCAGUAGCGACAAUAGGCUGUCCGCCCGGUCAGCGAAUAGUUGGUUCCACUCGUCAUCCCGUUCCUCGUCAACGGAGUCGUUCCUGUCCUCAGCCAAUGACGACGAGACGACUAUUAUCUCGCAAAUCAGGCCUAAGAAGAAACACAACUCCAGUCAGAGUCUGUGUUAUGAGCCGUCUGUCUGUGAUAUAUUCAACGCCGGCGCCGAUUACCCCGAUUAUAAUGACCUCAAUUCAGCACAACUUCACCCGAAACAGGCCAUCGCUUCCAUAUCCGACACCGCCUUACAUAAGGCUAACAAUAGCAGUUCAUUGGAAACGUCUUCGUCGUCGUCGAGGAGACGAUCCAAACGGACGAUACAUAAGCAGAAGGCUAUGCAAGAGGACGACCACAUUUUCGACUCAUUUCUCGAUAAACAGGUUCUGUUGGAAAGAAGUUGAGUCCAGACGUGAGAACUCAAGCACUUCUUCAAGUGAUUCGUCUGAAUGUCUUAAUGUCUUGAAAAUGGUGGCCAACCAGUGAUCACCCAUUCAUUGUGUAUAUAAGAGUUGACAACAAUUUUUUUUGUAUUAAAUUUAUUGUCACUUUAUUUUGUAUUAAUAAUGAAAUAAAUUACAAUAAAAAUCUCUGAUAUCCUGGUG